GGCUUCAAAGCAGCGUUUGCCAGAAGCGUGUGCUGUUGAGUUUUCUAUAACUAUAAAGCGCCGUGUCGCCGACGGGAAUGUUUUCUAGUCGUCGGUGAUGAAGAUAAUAAUAGUACCUAGCACAGACGUGAAGGUUUAAGGCCCAGUAUCGUCUGUUCUAGAAACCAGCCAUGAACUAGUACACGCGUUUGGGCAGUGCAUUGUAUACGAGCUUGUAUCCGCCAUACCCUGCUCGCGAAGAUGCCGACUGUGUCCGCAGGGGCGAAAGAGCUGUACCUGUCCACGUCUUUAGGUGAACUGAACAAGAAGGCGGAGGUCAAGCCAGACAAAUGCAGCACCAGAAGUUAUGUUCAGAGUGCCUGUAAGAUCUUUAAAGCUGCAGAAGAGUGUCGCUUGGACAGAGAUGAGGAGAGGGCAUACGUACUGUACAUGAAGUACCUGACUGUGUAUGAUCUCAUUAAAAAAAGGCCGGAUUUCAAGCAACAACAGGAGUUUUUUCUGUCUAUACUUGGGCCAUCAAACUUUAAAAAAGCCAUAGAGGAAGCUGAGAAGCUAUCGGACAGCCUUAAGCUCAGGUAUGAAGAGGCUGAGGUGCGCAAAAGACUCGAAGAAAGGGAAAGGCAGGAGGAAAAGAAAAGGAAGGAGGAGAAAUCUGAAAAGGAAUCCAGGAAGAGCUCUUUAAAAGAGACAGCAGAGUCCAAGAAAGAAAAAUCUAAGCUUAAAGGGAAUCAGAAGGAUGGGCGAAGUGAGACUUCAAAAGCUGCUGCACCCCCUGGGGGCAUCACAGCUGAGAAGCUCUUCCAAAUGUUGAAGGAUCAGAGCAUGAGUGUCAUUGUCAUGGAUGCCAGGAGCCUUCAGGAUUACCAGGAGUCACGGAUUCAAGUGCCUGAACAGGGCUGUAUCAGUGUUCCUGAAGAGGCAAUCAAACCAGGAAUAACUGCCAGUCAGAUUGAGCCGAAGUUGCCUGAAGAGUCCAAAGCACAGUGGAAGAAGAGAGGUUUUGUGGACUACAUUGUCCUGCUGGACUGGUUCAGCUCUGUGAAGGACCUAAAGCUGGGAACAACACUGCAGAGCCUCAAAGAUGCACUGUUUAAGUGGGACAGCACAACCAUCCUCCGGAGUGAGCCCUUGGUGUUAGAGGGAGGCUACGAAAACUGGCUGCUGUUCUACCCGAUGUACACAUCCAAUGCCAAAGUCAAAGUACCAAGGCAGGAGAGGACCGAAACGCUCCCGAAUUUAUUGACCUUCAGCUACCCAUCUUUAGAAGAGCCCAAGCCCCCUGCCCCCCCAGAGCCGGAACCGGAGCCUCCUGUCGAGGUGAACGGGAAGAGCUCUGCUGAUGAGGAGCUGCAAAAGGAGGGGGCUGAAGAGCAGGAGGCUCCCGCAGUGCAGUUGGUGCCAGAGCCUGCGGCCUCUCCUGUCUCUGCGGCCGGACUAGGACAGGUGUCUGGGAGCCAUCCUGCAGCUCCAGCAAAACCCAUUCCGCAGUUUGACCGCACUAAAAAACCUUCCGCCAAAGUGCUUGAUGGUGCCCAAGCAAACAAUGAUGCCCCAGUGAAGGACCAGCAGCCAGUCCAGAAUGGGCCCUUCGUUCCUGACCGCUCGAUAAAGCCGACGCUCGAUCUCGGCGACAAAGCCAAGAGAGAGAAGGAGCAGCACGCACGAGAGAGGCUGGCCGAGGAGGAAGAGGAGAGGCUGAAGGAGGAGAAAGAGCGGCGUGAGCGGGAGGAGAGAGAGAGGAGGGAGAAGGAAGAGAAGGAGCGCCGACUCACAGAGGAGCUGGAAAGGAGACGAGACGAGGCCAAACAGGAGGAGCGGGAGAAGAAACCCAAGGAGGAGCGGGAGAAGAAGAGCCAUCACGCCCCUGAUGCAAAGGCGAAGACAGUGUCUCGUGAGUCUUCUCCAGAUCACCGCCCUGUCGGUGACACCAAGGUUCCUAUACAGCCUAAUAAUCCACUAGAGAAUGGAAUCCAAAAAGCAAGGAUUGUAAAAGAUAACACAGAAGAAGACAUUGAAAAACCGAAGCGUGAGCCCCUGACCCGAGCUCGAAGCGAGGAGAUGGGAAGGACAGUGCCUGGGCUGCCAGACGGCUGGAUGAAGUUCUUGGACACUGUGACCGGUACCUACCGUUACUACCACUCCCCUACCAACAGGGUGCACCUGUACCCCCCUGAGAUGAGUGUGACACAGACACCUCCUGCCACGCCCCCCACCCUCAAGCAGAAGCAGGUGCGGUUGCCGGAGGCAGACCGAGAGCACUCCAAACUGAAACGCUCCUAUUCCUCACCUGACAUAACCCAGGACAUCCAGGACGAGGGCAAGAAGAAAGUGACUGUGACUCCCGCCAUCAACAGAGAGACCAAGCCACUCAGUCUCACCCCUUAUACCAAAGCUGAAAUCGCACGCCCGUCUGCGGCCAAGAUCCGGAACAUGAACCCCGUGUUCGGGGCUCCGGGGAUGUGUCUCACUGGACUGCGCAACCUGGGGAACACCUGCUACAUGAACUCCAUCCUGCAGUGUCUGUGCAACACUCCCGGCAUGACUGACUACUUCAACAAGAACUACUAUUUGGAAGAUAUUAACAGGUCUAAUAUUCUGGGGCACAAAGGUGAAGUUGCAGAGGAGUUUGCAGUGAUAAUGAAAGCUCUGUGGUCAGGGCUGUAUAAGUGCAUAAGUCCUCGAGAUUUUAAAAUCACCAUCGGGAAGAUCAAUGACCGGUUCACAAGCUGUGAUCAUCAGGAUUCGCAGGAGCUUCUGCUUUUCCUAAUGGAUGGGCUGCACGAAGACCUGAAUAAAGCUGACAACCGAAAGAGGUACAAAGAAGAAACCAAUGACCACCUGGAUGACUUCAAAGCAGCAGAGCUGGCCUGGAGCAAACACAAGCUGCUCAAUGAGUCCAUCAUUGUGGCGUUGUUCCAGGGCCAGUUCAAAUCUACCGUGCAGUGUCUGACUUGCCACAAAAAAUCCCGCACCUUUGAAACUUUCAUGUACCUUUCUUUGCAACUAACAUCCUCAAACAAGUGCACCCUCCAGGACUGCCUGAAGGCAUUUUCUAAAGAGGAAAAGUUGACAGACAGCAACAAAGUUGAGUGUAACAACUGCAAAACUCGUAGGGAUGCAACCAAGAAGUUAGAAAUCUGGAAACUGCCUCCUAUUCUAUUAGUGCAUUUGAAACGGUUUUCCUACGAAGGGAGGUGGAGGCAGAAACUGCAGACAUAUGUGGAUUUCCCCCUAGAAAAUCUGGACCUGUCCCAGUAUGUCAUUGGUCCCAAGCACAAUUUAAAAAGAUACAAUCUCUAUGGAGUGUCUAACCACUAUGGAGGUAUGGAUGGAGGCCACUAUACUGCCUACUGUAAGAAUGGCUUAAAACAACGCUGGUACAAGUUUGAUGACCACGAUAUAUCAGAGCUUUCUGCUUCUUCUGUCAAGUCCUCAGCUGCCUACAUCUUAUUCUACUCAUCUCUGUAACUGCAGGAGUCUAAGGCGCCUGUGUAUUAAUUACUGCAUGUUUCCAAGCUGCUUCUACAGAAGACCUGAGAGGUCAGCAGCCUCUUGCUGGGGAUCCAGAUCACAGUAGGCAGGGAUACUUGUUUUUUCAUACAAAUCAGAGGACUACAGCUGCAGGGGGCAUCUGUCUCAUAUAGCUGCCAUGGAGUUGAAAGAUCACUAAGGAGUUUUCACACUUCCUUUAACGAUAUUAGUGACUGUAGUAAGAAGAGCGUACUCUGCCUCAUGACCAGUGUAAGAACAAUUGAAAACACUUUAUUACACCAUCGAAAACUGUUAAAACCUGGUCUUUAACACUUUGUUGUACACUAGUUUGACUAGAAUCCCUAAACGUUCUGAUUCUGUUCUUUCUUGGUUUCAAUGUGAUGGCCUUUUUCACAUUACUGACCUUAAGCUUUCCUGUACUGUGAAUAUAAUAGAAUGAACAGAUAGGAAUGCAAAUGUACAAAGUGAUUGCAAAUCUUGCACAUUAAACCUGUGUACAUAUUGUUAAAAUGAGAGAAGUUCCCUUAUUCGCCAGUCUCCGAAUAUGAAAGGAGUUGCAUGCUUGAUAUCGCAGGUAUUGUAAAGUAUACUGCUUGGCUUACUCUUCACUAUACCUAAUGCAGACUUUUGUUAUUCAAAUGGCUUUUUGCAAUAUUUGUGAGAAUGAGUUUGAAUACGGGACCACUUGUGUUGUAGUACUUAUCCGAGUAUAUAAUAUGAUAGAAUUACCCCAGCACUAACGGGAAAAAAAUCUUAAAUCUGCUCCGCUUAGAGGUUAUUUUCCUAUUUUCAUUUUUUGUACUGUAUCGCAGUAGUGUUGGUCCCAGGAGUAAGUUGGAUCACACCUCACAGAUAUAUAUUUUUGGUUAGUUUUUAAAUUGAUCAUCUGGUUUCAUUCAGGAGCGCUGAAUUUCUCCAGUGUAAACCAUUAUCAUUCCAGCGCAGUCUCCUUCUGUGGUGGAGGGGCACAUGAAUUUGAACAGCAAGGCUGCUGACUGAGCUCAGCUGCUGGGGGGGGGUGCCUGGGAGGUCUUUAUGAGAAGAGAACGCACCCAUGGCAAACCUUAAACCUUCCAUGCAAGGAAAAUCAAAAUGCAAAAUUGCUCAUUUUGGAAUGUUCAUGUUUUCUCGGAGGUAUAAACAGUGUCCAACAUUUAAGUUUCUAUUUUUUUGUUAAAAUCUUUUCUUUGUAUUCUGUGAAGAUUUUUUUUUAAUCUUUAUAGAAUUAUAUAU
Messenger RNA from Lepisosteus oculatus (spotted gar), 4725 nucleotides. The record is from RefSeq and is a predicted model, not a curated record. NCBI's taxonomy places the organism in Eukaryota, Metazoa, Chordata, Actinopteri, Semionotiformes, Lepisosteidae.